Molecule: messenger RNA, 1540 nt
Organism: Hibiscus syriacus
Lineage: Eukaryota; Viridiplantae; Streptophyta; Magnoliopsida; Malvales; Malvaceae
Product: serine incorporator 3-like
Exons: 7
Coding region: 96-1337 (413 amino acids)
Cellular component (GO): membrane
Source: RefSeq, a predicted model, not a curated record
AACCGCACAAAAUUAAAGCUUUUUAGGGUCCUUUCCCCUAUAUUCCUUCCGAUCAUCAUCUUUGCUUAAUUUUAUCUCUCUCGAUUUCUCAGAGGAUGUGGGCUGCUUCAUGCCUUGCUUCGUGUUGUGCUGCGUGCGCCUGCGAUGCGUGCCGCACGGUGGUUUCAGGGAUUAGCCGGAGAUCGGCGAGGAUCGCCUAUUGUGGACUUUUUGCCCUUUCUCUGAUUCUUUCGUGGAUCCUUCGUGAGGUUGCUGCGCCGCUGAUGGAGAAGCUCCCUUGGAUAAAUCAUUUUCAUAAAACACCGGACAGGGAAUGGUUUGAAACGGACGCGGUGCUGAGGGUUAGCUUGGGAAAUUUUAUGUUUUUCACUAUCCUGUCAGUUUCUAUGGUUGGAGUGAAAACUCAGAGGGAUCCUCGUGAUGCUGUGCACCAUGGUGGAUGGAUGAUGAAAAUUAUUUGUUGGUUCAUUUUAGUGAUUUUAAUGUUUUUCGUUCCAAAUGAGAUUAUCAGCUUCUAUGAGUCAGUAUCAAAGUUUGGUGCAGGACUGUUCCUUUUGGUUCAGGUUGUGCUUUUGCUUGACUUUGUUCAUGGAUGGAAUGACAAAUGGGUCGGAUACGAUGAACAGUUCUGGUAUGUUGCUCUGUUAGUUGUUUCACUUGUCUGUUAUUUGGCAACAUUUGGCUUCUCGGGACUUCUCUUCCACUGGUUCACUCCAUCCGGACAUGAUUGUGGACUCAAUACCUUCUUUAUCGUUAUGACCUUGAUUCUUGUUGUUCUGUUUGCCAUAGUUGCUCUGCAUCCUGCUGUUGGCGGUAGCAUUUUGCCAGCUUCAGUCAUAUCAUUGUACUGCAUGUACCUAUGCUACAGUGGACUUGCAAGCGAGCCAAGAGAUUACGAAUGCAAUGGUCUUCACAAUCACGCUAAAGCAAUUUCUACCGGCUCCCUGACCCUUGGUCUAGUUACCACUGUCCUGUCGGUUGUCUAUUCUGCUGUUCGUGCUGGGUCUUCCACGACUCUGCUCUCCCCACCAAGUUCACCACGUGCAGGUGCUGGAAAGCCUUUGCUUCCAAUGGACAAAGUAGACGAACACGAAGAACAGGGGAAAAACAAGCCAGUCUCGUAUUCGUAUGCCUUCUUCCACAUAAUCUUUUCUCUAGCAAGUAUGUACUCGGCAAUGCUCUUAACUGGAUGGUCAACCUCGGUUGGGGAAAGUGGCAAGUUAGUCGACGUAGGCUGGCCAUCUGUGUUGGUUCGGGUUAUAACUGGGUGGGUAACUGCAGGUCUCUAUAUCUGGUCACUCCUUGCUCCUAUUCUGUUCCCAGAGAGGGAAUUCUAGUUCUUGGCCAUUGUUAUUGCAAUAAAUUUAGUUAUAUGUGUGUGUGUGAUUUGACAAAUCGGAUUAAAAAAACAUUUAUCUGUGUCAAAAGUGGGAAUCAGUAAAUGUACUCUUUUUAUGUGUGUUUGAUCAGUGAUGGGGUUGAAUAUACCCUCACUGAAAUCCUAAGAACCCUUUGUUGAUGCUAUUAUACCAUAAUGUAA